AUGGAUCCGCGCAAGGAGCACAAGGGCAGGAAACAGCCCAUGAAGCCCAAGUCCACGACGCGGAGGGAGAAGAAGCACAAGAGCGGCAGGUUCAUCCGGAGGAAGUCGCUGCGCUCUUUUGGGAAUUUCAUGGGAAGGAUUCUUAAAACUUUGGGCACUUUGGCGCACUUCGGCAACGCGGAGCCGGCGGACGCGGAGGAGGACGACGGCGGCUUCGGGCAGAGCUCCUCGGCGGGCUUCAAAGACACGAGCCCGCCGGGGUCCAGGGACUCUGCCUCCGCCAAGAAGAGCUGCUCCGCGGCGGCAGCCUGCUCCUCCGCUCCAGGCUCCGUGAGGGAGAGGCUGUCGUCCUGCUACGGAGACAAGACCCCCGGGGUGCUGGGGCUGAAGAACCACGGCAACACCUGCUUCAUGAACGCCGUGGUCCAGUGCCUCAGCAACACGGACCUGCUGGCCGAGCACCUGGGGCUGGAGCAGUACAGGUCGGACAUGUGCCCCGGGAAGGGGAGCGGGGAGGCGCGGGCAGAGCAGCGGGGAGAGGAGCCUCCCAGCGCCCGGGGAGAGGUGACCGAGCAGCUGGCGUCGCUGGUUCGAGCGCUGUGGACGCUGGAGUACACGCCGCAGCUGUCCGUGGAGUUCAAGAGCAUAGUGGCCAAAUACAGCUCUCAGUUUCGGGGAAACUCUCAGCACGACGCCCUGGAGUUCCUCCUCUGGCUUUUGGACAGUGUUCACGAAGAUGCCAGUUCCGGCCUCAACAACAACAACAGCAGCAGCAACAGCAACAGCAGCAUCAAGGCCAAAGCCGGCGUCAAGGGACCCAGUCCAGUGGAGGAUUCUUCCAGUCCCAGUUCAGCCAGCACACAGCAGCCUCGGGGUCGACACAGUUUUGUCCAGGAACACUUCCAGGCUCAGUACAGGUCUUCUCUGACGUGCCCUCAUUGCCUUAAGCAGAGCAACACCUUCGACCCGUUUCUAUGUAUCUCCCUGCCGAUCCCCCUACGACAAACCAGGCCGAUGUGUGUGACGCUGGUUUUCAGUACCAAGGGUCAGAGGUAUCUGCGGGUGGGGCUGGCUGUACCUCUCCUUGGUAACUUGUCCUGCCUGAGAGCCAUGGUGGCAGAGGAGGGUAAAAUCUCGCCAGACCAGGUCAUCCUGUCAGAGUUGUACUCCACCGGUUUCCAGCGCUCCUUCUCAGAUGACGACGACCUGACGUCAAUCGCAGACAGCGACGUGGUCUACGCCUUCCAGGCUCCUCCCCUCUACGGUCGUGGAGGCGCUGCACCGCACUCAGGGUUUCACCACAGCCUCCCCUCCUCUCCCUACUCCUCCUCGGCUGGACCUGAUGGCCAGAAGUUACCAGCGUCUGGAACCCUCUCCUCCGAGUACCUGAACCAGGGCUGCUCCACCAAGCUCCUCCUCAUCAUCUGUAACACAGCAGGCUCCGGCCAGCAAGCUGUCAGGUUCGGACCUCCAUUUCUCAUGCGCGAGGACAGGAGCAUCUCCUGGGACCAGCUGCAGCAGAGCAUCCUCAGCAAGCUCUAUUAUCUGAUGCUGAAUGGAUCUCAGGCUCAGAAGGUUGGGGUGCUGUUCAAGAUCCGAGUGGCGGGAGGAUUGACAUCCUGCAGCUACCUGUCUCCACAGGAUAGCCGGCCACUCUACAACCCUGCUGUUGACAGAGUGCUGAAGAUGUGUGGCACCGGGGGGCCUCCUCACGUGAAGCUCGUCAUAGAGUGGGAGCACAAGACUAAAGAAUGUCUGUUUGGCACCAUCCAGGAGGAGGUGGUGAAGGAUGCAGAGAGUGUGAGGAACCAGCAGCAGCAACACCUGCAGCAGCACAGCUGUACCUUAGACGAGUGCAUCCAGCUGUACACCAAGGAAGAGCAGCUUGCCCCUGACGACGCCUGGAAGUGUCCCCACUGUAAAAAGUUUCAGCAGGGCAUGGUGAAGAUGAGCCUGUGGACUCUCCCUGACAUCCUGAUCCUCCACCUCAAGCGUUUCCGACAGGUGGGUGAGCGUAGGAAUAAGUUGUCGACCUUGGUGCGUUUCCCCCUGACUGGACUGGACAUGGCCCCCCACCUUGUGAAGAGGAGUCAGAGUAUGCGGAACCUGGACCUGGGGCCGUGGCCCCCAGCCUGGAAGCAGCCGUCAGGACAACACCCCGACAUGACCCUCCCACUUGACUAUCAGUACGACCUCUACGCCGUAUGUAACCAUCACGGAGGAAUGCAUGGAGGACAUUAUACAGCUUACUGUAGAAAUUCAGUGGAUGCCCAGUGGUACAGUUAUGAUGACAGCAGCGUCGACCUGGUGCCAGAGGAGGAAGUAUGUACCAGAGGAGCUUACAUCCUCUUUUACCAGAGACGCAACACCAUUCCUCCGUGGUCGGCCAGCAGCUCAAUCAGAGGCUCCACAAGCUCAUCGAUGUCAGACCAUUGGCUCGUCCGCCUCACAGUGGACAGUAAGAGAGGCAGUCUGGUGUCUCGAUCGUUCACCACCUGCCCGUCUUCACAUCCCGACUCUCCAGAGUCUCCCGUCUUCCUCGACGAUGGUUGUAAAGAGGAAAAGGGAGGUUUUGAGAGAAGGCCAUUUAUCAGGGGACUUGAGGGGCGCAGCAAGAGCAUGAGAACCCCCAGCAGGACCAAGGACACUCUGAGCAAAGUACUUCCCCUUCGCUGGUCCUUUGGUUCCAAGGACAGACGAAAACCUGACCCAGUGUCUCCGCCCGAUCAAGAUCCUGCCCCUGUGGAGCUAGUGCAGUACUUGGAAUCGGGCCGGCGUCCCCGGUGCACAAAGGACCCAAUAGUAACGCUGAUGAGCGAACCGCGCAGUACAAAGGAAGCUGCUGAGGCCCAUGCUGUAGCUAAUGUCAAAUCGUCCAAUGCUGGGAGUAUGAGUUGUGUGGAUAAAGCAAGGGAUGAGCAGCAGCCAGAGUCUCCAAAGGUCCCAGAGGGCCAGAGGAGACCAUUGGACAAGACGACCAGCCUGAGACGCAGCAAGGGGAGCAAGACAAGAGAUGAGGGCACCUUGAAUAUCAGCAGUAGCUCUAGCAGUAACACCCUCACCAGAAGGAAAGAUUCCAGGAAGCAGAGCUCCUCCAAAGCUUCCCAGGAUACAGAGACAACAAGGCGUUUCAGUGCUGGAGUUCAGCCUAGCUACAGCACAACCAGCCUUCACGGUGGGACCCUGAGAAGACAAAGGGGAGACAGGGCUGAACAUCCAGGUGCAUUUGAAGAAAACUCUAAGACCAAAAGAGGAGAAGUGCCCAAGAGUCAAGAGGGACUGUUCUCCUUCUUAAAAGGCAACUUUAUGAAGAAAGAUAAGGACCAGAAGACGUCCAAGGAGGAUGAGUCAGGGAGAAGAGGAGGAGACGAAGGAGGCCGAAGGACGCUGUCAAGGCUGCCAGUGUCUAACGGAGCAGCAGGAGGCAGAAGUGCUGCAGAAAGAGAAAGGUCUAAUGGCUCAGGCCAUCUGGGCGAUGAGCUGGCAAAUGGAAAAGUUGGUCGUCCGACGGUUGACAUCAAACGCUCCCAAAGUCAGUCCAACAUCCCCACCAAGGCGGAGCCAAGCAUGCACAGGACAGCGUCUUUGCAUCGCAAUGGCAUGUCCACAGCCCCGGCACCGUCCCGCAGCCUGGCAACAGACAAGCCAUCUUACGGCACGCUGCAGAGAACUCGUUACAGCACAACGUCACUGGGGCGCAAAAAGACAGUCCCCGAGUCGAGCUUCUGACAGAGCUAGUUUAAAAACAAACACACACUGAGCCUUGUACCUGAUGUACGUAUAUAGGUAUCGGAGAUCAAAGCAAUAGAGCUAAAUGCACAGUGAAAUCAUUUUUGCUCCCGCAAAGAAGCAGAGACCGAGCAGAUGAAGAGUCCGAAUGCUGGGAUAUAACGAACAGAAUGAAAUGAUGUGACGUGUCCAUCUCUUGUCAGAGGAAGUCCAUCUCUUGUCUGUUUUUUAUCACAUGAAACAAGUGCCUGAGAAACUUAUAUGCAGUUUAGACCAAUGAGUUUGUCUUUUUAGCACUGGAAGCACAAGUCCUUACCCACACACACACUCCACAUCAAAAUGCACAU
Limanda limanda (common dab) is the source of this 4076-nucleotide messenger RNA. RefSeq names its product ubiquitin specific peptidase 43a (gene usp43a). Gene Ontology annotation, molecular function: cysteine-type deubiquitinase activity. Gene Ontology annotation, biological process: protein deubiquitination. The record is from RefSeq and is a predicted model, not a curated record. The coding region runs from base 1 to 3729 and encodes 1242 amino acids. The transcript is spliced from 16 exons. NCBI's taxonomy places the organism in Eukaryota, Metazoa, Chordata, Actinopteri, Pleuronectiformes, Pleuronectidae.